AAGUCAACAGCCGAUAAGAGCAAGAAUUGGCGGCUUCGAUGAUAAAGAUAGGCGUAUUAUUGAUCCACCACCUGUGGUAAGAUUAGUUGUGACUAAUACUGAUGAUAACACUGUUCCUGAGAGGGCCGACAUUAAUCACUCAUCAGAAUUGCGUGUACAAGCUGGCGCAUGUAAUGAUAAAACUGUUGAACUUGGACCAUUUGGUGAAUGUGCCGGAAUUGUGGAUGUGUUGAUAACUGGAAAACAUUCUUCCAUUCUAUCCUCAUUCAACAGUCCAGCAUGGGCUACCUCAUAG
Messenger RNA from Entrophospora candida, 295 nucleotides. Lineage: Eukaryota; Fungi; Glomeromycota; Glomeromycetes; Entrophosporales; Entrophosporaceae. The record is from the annotation of a GenBank genome assembly.